Molecule: messenger RNA, 651 nt
Organism: Aspergillus brunneoviolaceus CBS 621.78
Lineage: Eukaryota; Fungi; Ascomycota; Eurotiomycetes; Eurotiales; Aspergillaceae
Exons: 1
Source: RefSeq, a predicted model, not a curated record
AUGGAUUCCAUGUGGCAAGCCGUCAAGGCCUACUUCGGCGAGAACCCCAUCCAGUUACACACCCACUGCUGUGAUCUGAAACCCCCCAAAGCCCGCAAUGAGAACAUCAACUUCGGGGUCGAGAUUCCCGAGGACGUGAUGGGGCUCUUCUCCGCCAUCGGCGACACCAGCCGGCCUCCCUGUACGUGCGACGGCAUGGAUGCCCUCGUGGCACAUAUCGACGCCUUCCUCCGCGCCGCCCCUGCCCGCCGGCCGGAGGACUAUACCUUGCACAGCGGGAAACAGGACCAGUCCUCCGAGGACGUCUGCCGGUUCGCCAUGCGGGACGCGCUGCAGUGGUGGACGGUGUGGCACGGCUCGCUGGAGCACCACAAGUGGAAGCACCUGUACCUGGCGCUGUGCACCAUCUCGGACGACCUAGUCAUCCCCCCGCAGGAUCUGGCGGAUGGCACCUUCACGCUGCUGGGUCACUCGCUGGCCGAUAUCCUGGCGGGGCUGCGCGCGGAGCACGUCCACCCGGACGAGAUCAAGCUCCUCGAGAUGCUCACCUGGCGCCAGUACAUCAUGCAGUACGUGGAGAAAGUGGAUGGGGGCCUCCGGCCCUUGCUCCUGGGCAAGACCACAAUGAUGACCCAGUUCCGCGUCAUGACG